Sus scrofa (pig) is the source of this 10740-nucleotide messenger RNA. NCBI's taxonomy places the organism in Eukaryota, Metazoa, Chordata, Mammalia, Artiodactyla, Suidae. The record is from RefSeq and is a predicted model, not a curated record.
CGGCGGGCGCGGAGCGAGCGAGCGAGCGCCUCCGUCCCCGGAUGUGAGCUCCGGCUGCCCGCGGUCCCGAGCCAGCGGCGGCGCGGGCGGCGGCGGCGGCGGCGGCGGCGGCAGCGGGCACCAGGCACCGCGGCGGGCAGGCGGGCAUGGGGGGCGCGCCGAGCGGCCCCGGCGGCCGGGCCGGCAUCCCCGUGGCGUCCCUCCGCUAGAGGAGAGGACCAAGCCAAUUCUCCUUUGCAGCAAAAAAUUACAUGUAUAUAUUAUCAAGAUAAUAUAUACAUCCGAUCUUAUUUUUUAAAAAAAGUUUAUUUUGCUCCGAUUUUGAAAAAAGAGGGAGCGUGGGUGGCCAGCGGUUUUUAUAAAUUAUUCUUAUUUUCUGUUAUCUGUCCCCGUCCCUCCCCACCCCCUGCUGAAGCUUGAAUAAGGGCAGGGACCGCGGCUCCUACCUAUCGGUCACCCCCUAAACGUUCCUCCCCCGCCCUAACGCCCAGCACAGUGCCCUGCACACAGUAGGCGCUCAAUAAAUGUUCGUGGAUGAUGAUGAUGAUGAUGAUGAAAAAAAUGCAGCAUCAACGGCAGCAGCAAGCGGACCACGCGAACGAGGCAAACUAUGCAAGAGGCACCAGGCUCCCUCUUUCUGGUGAAGGACCAACUUCUCAGUCGAAUAACUCCAAGCAAACUGUCCUGUCUUGGCAAGCCGCAAUCGACGCUGCUAGACAGGCCAAGGCUGCCCAAACUAUGAGCACCUCUGCACCCCCACCUGUAGGAUCUCUCUCCCAAAGAAAACGUCAGCAAUACGCCAAGAGCAAAAAACAGGGUAACUCGUCCAACAGCCGACCUGCCCGCGCCCUUUUCUGUUUGUCACUCAAUAACCCUAUCCGAAGAGCCUGCAUUAGUAUAGUGGAAUGGAAACCAUUUGACAUAUUUAUAUUAUUGGCUAUUUUUGCCAAUUGUGUGGCCUUAGCUAUUUACAUCCCAUUCCCUGAAGAUGAUUCUAAUUCAACAAAUCAUAACUUGGAAAAAGUAGAAUAUGCCUUCCUGAUUAUUUUUACAGUCGAGACAUUUUUGAAGAUUAUAGCGUAUGGAUUAUUGCUACAUCCUAAUGCUUAUGUUAGGAAUGGAUGGAAUUUACUGGAUUUUGUUAUAGUGAUAGUAGGAUUGUUUAGUGUAAUUUUGGAACAAUUAACCAAAGAAACAGAAGGCGGUAACCACUCCAGUGGCAAGUCAGGGGGCUUUGAUGUCAAAGCCCUCCGCGCCUUUCGAGUGUUACGACCACUUCGACUAGUAUCAGGAGUGCCCAGUUUACAAGUUGUCCUGAACUCCAUUAUAAAAGCCAUGGUUCCCCUCCUUCACAUAGCCCUUUUGGUAUUAUUUGUAAUCAUAAUCUAUGCUAUUAUAGGAUUGGAACUUUUUAUUGGAAAAAUGCACAAAACAUGUUUUUUUGCUGACUCAGAUAUCGUAGCUGAAGAGGACCCAGCACCGUGUGCGUUCUCAGGGAAUGGACGCCAGUGCACCGCCAAUGGCACAGAGUGUAGGAGUGGCUGGGUUGGCCCCAAUGGAGGCAUCACCAACUUUGAUAACUUUGCCUUUGCCAUGCUCACCGUGUUUCAGUGUAUCACUAUGGAGGGCUGGACAGACGUGCUCUACUGGAUGAAUGAUGCUAUGGGAUUUGAAUUGCCCUGGGUGUAUUUUGUCAGUCUCGUCAUCUUUGGGUCAUUUUUCGUACUAAAUCUUGUACUUGGUGUAUUGAGCGGAGAAUUUUCCAAGGAAAGAGAGAAGGCUAAAGCACGGGGAGACUUCCAGAAGCUCCGGGAGAAGCAGCAACUGGAAGAGGAUCUAAAGGGCUACUUGGAUUGGAUCACCCAAGCAGAAGACAUUGAUCCUGAGAAUGAAGAAGAAGGAGGAGAGGAAAGCAAACGGAAUACCAGCAUGCCCACCAGUGAGACGGAGUCCGUGAACACGGAGAAUGUGAGCGGGGAAGGCGAGAACCAAGGCUGCUGUGGGAGCCUCUGGUGCUGGUGGAGAAGAAGAGGCGCUGCCAAGGCCGGGCCCUCAGGGUGUCGGCGGUGGGGUCAGGCCAUCUCGAAAUCCAAGCUCAGCCGACGCUGGCGUCGCUGGAACCGCUUCAAUCGCAGAAGAUGUAGGGCUGCCGUGAAGUCUGUCACAUUUUACUGGCUGGUUAUUGUCCUGGUGUUUCUCAACACUUUAACCAUUUCCUCCGAGCACUACAACCAGCCUGACUGGUUGACACAGAUUCAAGACAUUGCUAACAAAGUCCUCUUGGCUCUUUUCACCUGUGAGAUGCUGGUGAAAAUGUACAGCUUGGGUCUCCAGGCCUAUUUCGUCUCUCUCUUCAAUCGGUUUGAUUGCUUCGUGGUGUGUGGUGGAAUUACCGAAACAAUCUUGGUAGAACUGGAAAUCAUGUCCCCCCUGGGCAUCUCUGUGUUUCGCUGCGUGCGGCUCUUGAGAAUUUUCAAAGUGACCAGGCACUGGACUUCCCUGAGCAACUUGGUGGCAUCCUUGCUAAACUCCAUGAAGUCCAUCGCAUCACUGCUGCUUCUGCUUUUCCUCUUCAUCAUCAUCUUUUCCUUGCUUGGGAUGCAGCUAUUUGGCGGCAAAUUUAAUUUUGACGAAACACAGACCAAGCGGAGCACCUUUGAUAAUUUCCCUCAAGCGCUUCUCACGGUGUUCCAGAUUCUAACAGGGGAAGACUGGAACGCUGUGAUGUAUGACGGCAUCAUGGCAUACGGGGGCCCGUCGUCUUCAGGAAUGAUUGUCUGCAUCUACUUCAUCAUCCUCUUCAUAUGCGGUAACUAUAUUCUGCUGAAUGUCUUCUUGGCCAUCGCUGUAGACAAUUUGGCUGAUGCUGAAAGUUUGAAUACUGCUCAGAAAGAGGAAGCCGAAGAAAAGGAAAGGAAAAAGAUUGCCAGAAAAGAAAGCCUGGAAAAUAAAAAGAACAACAAACCAGAGGUCAACCAGAUAGCCAACAGUGACAACAAGGUUACCAUCGAUGACUACCGAGAAGAGGAUGAGGACAAGGACCCCUACCCACCCUGUGAUGUGCCAGUAGGUGAAGAGGAAGAGGAGGAGGAGGAGGAUGAACCUGAGGUCCCUGCUGGCCCCCGUCCUCGCAGAAUCUCUGAGUUGAACAUGAAAGAGAAAAUCGCCCCCAUCCCCGAAGGGAGCGCUUUCUUCAUUCUUAGCAAGACCAACCCGAUCCGCGUGGGCUGCCACAAGCUCAUCAACCACCACAUUUUCACCAACCUCAUCCUGGUCUUCAUCAUGCUGAGCAGCGCCGCCCUUGCCGCCGAGGACCCCAUCCGCAGCCACUCCUUCCGGAACACUAUACUGGGUUACUUUGACUAUGCUUUCACAGCCAUCUUUACUGUUGAAAUCCUGUUGAAGAUGACGACUUUUGGAGCUUUCCUCCACAAAGGGGCUUUCUGCAGGAACUACUUCAACUUACUGGAUAUGCUGGUCGUUGGGGUGUCUUUGGUGUCAUUUGGGAUCCAAUCCAGUGCCAUCUCUGUGGUGAAGAUUCUGAGGGUCCUAAGGGUCCUGCGGCCGCUAAGGGCAAUCAACAGAGCGAAAGGACUUAAGCACGUGGUCCAGUGUGUCUUUGUGGCCAUCCGGACAAUUGGCAACAUCAUGAUCGUCACCACCCUCCUCCAGUUCAUGUUCGCCUGCAUCGGGGUCCAGCUCUUCAAGGGAAAGUUCUAUCGCUGCACCGAUGAGGCCAAAAGCAACCCCGAAGAGUGCAGGGGGCUCUUCAUCCUCUACAAGGAUGGGGAUGUUGAUAGCCCUGUGGUCCGUGAGCGGAUCUGGCAAAACAGCGAUUUCAACUUUGACAACGUCCUCUCAGCUAUGAUGGCUCUGUUCACGGUGUCCACGUUCGAGGGCUGGCCUGCGUUGCUGUACAAAGCCAUCGACUCAAACGGAGAGAACGUUGGCCCCAUCUACAACUACCGCGUGGAGAUCUCUAUCUUCUUCAUCAUCUACAUCAUCAUCGUAGCAUUCUUCAUGAUGAACAUCUUUGUGGGCUUCGUCAUCGUCACGUUUCAGGAGCAGGGGGAGAAAGAGUAUAAGAACUGUGAGCUGGACAAAAAUCAGCGUCAGUGUGUUGAAUACGCCUUGAAAGCACGUCCCCUGCGGAGGUACAUCCCCAAAAACCCCUACCAGUACAAGUUCUGGUACGUGGUGAACUCCUCGCCUUUCGAAUACAUGAUGUUUGUCCUCAUCAUGCUCAACACACUCUGCUUGGCCAUGCAGCACUACGAGCAGUCUAAGAUGUUUAAUGACGCCAUGGACAUUCUGAAUAUGGUCUUCACCGGCGUGUUCACUGUCGAGAUGGUUUUGAAAGUCAUUGCAUUUAAACCUAAGGGGUACUUUAGUGAUGCCUGGAACACGUUUGACUCCCUCAUCGUAAUCGGCAGCAUUGUAGACGUGGCCCUCAGCGAAGCCGACCACUAUUUCACUGAUGCAUGGAACACUUUUGAUGCCUUAAUUGUUGUUGGUAGCGUCGUUGAUAUUGCUAUAACUGAAGUGAAUCCAACUGAAAGUGAAAGUGUCCCUGUCCCAACUGCCACACCUGGGAACUCUGAAGAAAGCAAUAGAAUCUCCAUCACCUUUUUCCGUCUUUUCCGAGUGAUGCGAUUGGUGAAGCUUCUCAGCAGGGGGGAAGGCAUCCGGACGCUGCUGUGGACUUUUAUUAAGUCCUUCCAGGCGCUCCCAUACGUCGCCCUUCUCAUUGCCAUGCUCUUCUUCAUCUAUGCGGUUAUCGGCAUGCAGAUGUUUGGGAAAGUUGCCAUGAGAGAUAACAACCAGAUCAACAGGAACAACAAUUUCCAGACCUUUCCUCAGGCGGUGCUGCUGCUCUUCAGGUGUGCAACAGGGGAGGCCUGGCAGGAAAUUAUGCUGGCCUGCCUCCCAGGAAAGCUCUGUGACCCUGAAUCUGAUUAUAACCCUGGGGAGGAGUACACAUGUGGGAGCAACUUCGCCAUCGUUUACUUCAUCAGCUUUUACAUGCUUUGCGCAUUUCUGAUCAUCAACCUGUUUGUGGCUGUCAUCAUGGACAAUUUUGAUUAUCUGACCCGGGACUGGUCUAUUCUGGGACCUCACCACUUAGAUGAAUUCAAAAGAAUAUGGUCUGAAUAUGAUCCUGAGGCAAAGGGAAGGAUCAAGCACCUGGACGUGGUCACUCUGCUCCGCCGCAUCCAACCUCCCCUGGGGUUUGGGAAACUGUGCCCACACAGAGUAGCCUGCAAGAGGCUGGUUGCUAUGAACAUGCCGCUCAACAGUGAUGGGACAGUCAUGUUUAAUGCAACUCUGUUUGCCUUGGUUCGAACGGCUCUUAAAAUCAAGACGGAAGGGAACCUGGAACAAGCUAAUGAGGAACUCCGAGCUGUGAUCAAGAAAAUCUGGAAGAAAACCAGCAUGAAACUACUUGACCAAGUUGUCCCUCCAGCUGGUGAUGAUGAGGUAACCGUGGGGAAGUUCUAUGCCACUUUCCUGAUACAGGACUACUUUAGGAAAUUCAAGAAACGGAAAGAACAAGGACUGGUGGGAAAAUACCCUGCGAAGAACAGCACAAUUGCCCUACAGGCGGGAUUAAGGACACUGCACGACAUUGGGCCAGAAAUCCGGCGUGCUAUAUCAUGUGAUUUGCAAGAUGAUGAGCCGGAGGAAACAAAACGCGAAGAAGAAGAAGAUGUAUUCAAAAGAAAUGGUGCCCUGCUUGGAAACCAUGUCAAUCAUGUUAAUAGUGAUAGGAGAGAGUCCCUUCAGCAGACCAAUACCACCCACCGUCCCCUGCAUGUCCAAAGGCCUUCAAUUCCACCUGCAAGUGAUACUGAGAAACCGCUGUUUCCUCCAGCAGGAAAUUCGGUGUGUCAUAACCAUCAUAACCAUAAUUCCAUAGGAAAGCAAGUUCCCAGCUCAACAAAUGCCAAUCUCAAUAAUGCCAAUAUGUCCAAAGUUGUCCCCGGAAAGCGGCCCAGCAUUGGGAAUCUUGAGCAUGUGUCUGAAAAUGGGCAUCAUUCCUCCCACAAGCAUGGCCGUGAGCCUCACAGAAGGUCCAGUAUUAAAAGAGCCCGCUAUUAUGAAACUUACAUUAGGUCUGACUCAGGAGAUGAGCAGUUUCCAACCAUUUGCCGGGAAGACCCCGAGAUCCACAGCUACUUCAGGGACCCCCGCUGCCUGGGGGAGCGGGAGUAUUUCAGUGGUGAGGAAUGUUACGAGGAUGACAGCUCACCAACCGGGAGCAGGCAAAGCUAUGGCUGCGGCUACUACAACCGAUAUCCAGGCAGCAGCUUAGACUUUGAGCGGCCUCGAGGCUACCAUCACCCUCAAAGCUUCUCAGAGGACGAUGACUCACCGGUUUGCUAUGAUUCCCGGAGGUCUCCAAGGAGACGCCUACUACCUCCCACCCCAACAUCCCACCGGAGAUCCUCCUUCAACUUCGAGUGCCUGCGCCGGCAGAGCAGCCAGGAGGAGGUCCCGCCAUCCCCCGCCUUCCCCCACCGCACAGCCCUGCCUCUGCACCUGAUGCAGCAACAGAUCAUGGCAGUUGCUGGCCUCGAUUCCAGUAAAGCCCAGAAGUACUCGCCAAGCCACUCAACCCGGUCGUGGGCCACCCCUCCGGCGACGCCGUCAUACCGGGACUGGACACCAUGCUACACCCCCCUGAUCCAGGUCGAGCGGUCAGAGGCCCUGGACCAGGUCAAUGGCAGCCUGCCGUCCCUGCACCGCAGCUCGUGGUACACAGAUGAGCCGGGCAUCUCCUAUCGGACUUUCACACCAGCCAGCCUGACUGUCCCUGGCAGCUUCCACAGCAAAAACAGCGACAAGCAGAGGAGCGCAGACAGCUUGGUGGAGGCGGUCCUGAUAUCUGAAGGCUUAGGACGGUAUGCCAGGGACCCAAAGUUUGUGUCAGCGACAAAACACGAAAUCGCCGAUGCCUGUGACCUAACCAUUGAUGAGAUGGAGAGUGCAGCCAGCAACCUGCUGAAUGGAAACAUGCAUCCCCGGGCCAACGGGGAUGUGGGCCCCAUCGCACACCGGCAGGAUUACGAGCUCCAGGACUUCGGGCCCGGCUACAGCGACGAGGAGCCGGACCCUGGGAGGGACGAGGAGGACCUGGCAGAUGAAAUGAUUUGCAUCACCACCCUGUAGCCCCCAGGGAGCGGCAGACUGGCUCUGGCCUCAGGUGGGGCGCCGGAGGGCCAAGGAAAAAGUGCCUCGUAGUUAGGAAAAUUUAGGCACUAGUGUGGAGUCUCUAUUCAAUUAGACUUUUGUACAAGUGAUGUCAUGCCUCAAGGAAGCCAUAAACCUGGUAGGGGACAGCGGUGCCCACGUGCUCAGCCCCAGCUGUGGGGGAGAGCUGGUCCAGUCCUCCUGGAGAGAACCAGCGAGGAGAUCGGGCAAGCCCCGCCCACUGGUCCGGCGCGCAUGCCCACUGCCCACAGGCUCGUGGGGAAGGUUUAAAGGUGAUGACGAUCACCACACCUGUGUCAUUACCUCAGCCAUCGGUCUAGCAUAUCAGAUGUUCACUGGGCCCAGCAUAUCCAUUUUUAAGCCCCUUUCCCCUCAAAACACACUGCUUCCUGAUUCCUGUUCAGCUGUUCUGAAAUACAGUGUGUAAUCAGGACCUCCCUACCAGCUGUCAUCCUGAGAGGGGAGCAGGACCCUAUAAACGGGGUUUUCUGUGAUGUGACCAGUUUACAGGAAAGGGCAUCACUCCCCCGGGAAGCUUCUGACCGUGGGGCUAAAGAGUGACUGUAAACUGGAAUAAUAAUGCACUUGCAACCAGGUAAACUUAGAUACGCUAGUUUGUUUAAAAAUUAUAGAUUUACUGUACAUGACUUGUAAUAUAUUAUAAUUUGUAUUUGUAAAGAGAUGGUCUAUAUUUUGUAAUUAUUGUACCGUAUUUGAAAUGCAGCAAUAUCCAUGGGUCCUAACAAUUGUAGUUCCCCACUGAAAUCUAGAAACUAUUAGUAUUUUUACUUCGGGCUAUACAGAAGUAGAAGAAAUAGAGCCAAUUCCCCUUUAUUCAGUGAAAAUCUUUGGGGAGUAAAAUUUUCAGUUCAAAAGAACUUGUCACCAUAGAGAUUUCUCUAAAAUAUUUUGAGUCACUAUAGAUCUGUCUCUACACAAGAGAGACCAGAAGACUGUUUGCAGACUUUUCUUUGGGCAAGGGUUCUAUGAUUUGAUAUUGUACCUUCUGAUCCCCCGUGGGUUGCAACAGUCUUUUGUUUUACUUAAUAACCCUCUAAUGAGUUCACCGCAGAGUAGGUGGAGCUGGUUACUUCAGAAAUGUGGUUUUUCUCAGCUGCCCCCACAGGACGUUUUGGCAUUUCUGGUACAGGAAUAAUCAUACAGGUAAAUGAAGUCUCACGGCUGUUUGUCCCCUGGGGAAUGGAGGGGUGGGGAGCAGGGGGAGCAAAGUGAUGAUUUCUGGGAUCUGUACAAAUCGUAUUGUUGCCUUUUUACAAAACCUUGCUGUACUGUGUGUUCUCUUUGAGGGCUUUUAUAUGCACCUGAAUGAGGGCUGAAGUUUGCAUUAGAAUGCACUCACACUCCAAUUGUACUGCUUGACAAAGAAGACCCACUUUGGGAUCUUCAGACCCAUCAAGGCUUCCUUUUCUGUUCCCAGAACUACACUGACUUUGUCAAGUUACCUUGGCAGGGAGAGAGUCCCUGCAAGUCAAAAAGACUGGUAGGAAUUUUCAGUUUGAAAUUUUUCGAGAUUACAUAACCUGUUAAUUUUUUUUGUUGUUGUUGUAAAUAACACUUUGUUACGAAGACCUUACAAACCUCUUCUUAAGACAUUCUUACUCCAGAUCCAGGCAAAAACACUUCCAGGUUUGUAAAUGACUAUUUCCUGACGUACAUUCUUUUCUAUUAAAAUGCAAAAUGAUCUUCAGAAUCUAGCUGUGUAAUUUAUUGUUUGGGGUAGUUCUCCUUGCAAAGAGCUGGUGAUUGCCAGCAAGAGCUUCAGAAAGGGCCGGUACUUUGUGCAGGCCCUUCUGUAAUUAACUAUGCAGAUUUUUUUCUUGUCCUCAAGGCUCCUCCAGCGCAGAUAGUGGUAACUUAAUUCCAGAGCACUGUUUUUCCCAAAGGGCUAACCUACUGUUACUGUCAUCUCGGACUCUGGGUCUUUCCACUGAGUACUGGUCUUUCUAUGUGGUUUACCAAUAUCAGUCUAAAACUGCCCUGCCAGGACUGAGUUUUCUGGUCUAGGCAAUGACUUUUCUAGACAGCACUUGAAAACUGCUAUUUUUAUAGGCUGCAACACUCCUAAUAUCUGUCUGCGUUAAGCCUCAUUCGAAUGCUCACCUAACAUUAAAUUUUUCUUUGUAAGAAAUAUUGGAAGUGGCAGAGCAUGGUUUUGUUCUUUUAGAAAAUGCUUAAAAUUAAAUGUCUCUCUGUGGUUCCCAUCCUACCCCCAGAAAAAAAAUCAUUUUGUUGUGUCCCCAGAAAGAGAGUAUUUAGUUUCUUUCAUCUUGUCUUUUCUAUAAUAUUGCAAAAUGGAAACUGGCAGCUCUGCCUUAACUAUCAAGGAGCAAGAACCUUGUUGCAAUUGUCUCUGUGAUUUCCAGCCAGCCAGCUGGGCCAGGCGGCACCUCCCAGCUCAAUGCCGAGAUGUUUCAGAAUCAACUCCAGGCCAGGAGGGGUGAGUUGUGAAGGAAGCUUCUUGGUGCACAAAAUAGGCUUAACCUGUCCGAUGAACUCUGCAGCUGACCCCACACUUGUGUGAGAAACCGUAGCAGUUCAUUUCAUGGUGUUUAUGUUUUACAGUGCAAAGUGUCUUUGCCCAUUCAUUGCCUGUUUUCCUGUGAAGGUUUUUAUUGUUAGGAUGUGCGGUCAGUUAGUUUGUUCUGAAAACCAGCUCACAUGCAGCUCCUUUCUUAGCCUCCUUGGAUUCAAAAACAGACUCCAGCUAUGCCUUCAUUGGUUGAAAAAGUUUUUAUUUCUCUCAAAUGACAUUCCUUCCCUACUAGGGACCUAGGAGGGCAGGUGACAGAAGCAGGGCUGGGGCCCUUGCUGCCACCAGGGGAACAAGGGUGGUCUUGAGGGCGCCCUGUGGGGACGGUGGCAGGAGGUGUGGUGGGAGAGUUGCCUGGGUCUCAAGACAAGCCCAGUGGAGAAGAGUGUACGCUUUUCCUCAUUUUUGAAGAGAAAAGCACCUUGGUAUUAGAUCUGAUGUUAAGUUUUUCAGUGGAAACAGGAAAUGACCUUUGGGUGGAGGAACAAGUUUGGCUGGAGAGAAGAUGCUAUUUGAAUUUAUGGAAAUGAUUCCUGCAGCCUGCAUGGGAUGCAGAAGGGCUGUACCAAAAGGCACCAGAGUCUCACUUGCAGGACCUGCCCUUUACUGGUCACCUGUUGCUCUGAUACCAUGUGUUCUGGCUCAUACUCUACCAGGAAGAACCUUCUGCUGAUGCAGCAGCUUAAACACUGGCUUCUUCAAAGGGGUCAGUCUUCCUCAGAGGAGCUCUCAGUCAGGCUUUUUCAACCAUUUUGGGGAUAUGUACACUCUCCCAUUUUUGAGGUACUGCAGCCUUUUUGCUUGACCGAGUCUUCCCAGUUUCUUGAGGGGCUAAGUGCUGGCUAGUCUCUGUGCCCCGUGGGUCACCCGACGGUGGCUCAUCCUCCCCAUUCCGGUUGGCACCUUCUCCCCUCUAUGGCUUCCUCAGCCAACGCUUCUCACUUUCUGAGGUUGGAGGUUCCCCUGUGGCCAUGGAA